This is a messenger RNA of Sphaerodactylus townsendi, 924 nucleotides long. Its product is annotated as olfactory receptor 1019-like. Gene Ontology annotation, biological process: sensory perception of smell; G protein-coupled receptor signaling pathway. The transcript is spliced from 2 exons. Bases 52 to 924 code for a protein of 290 amino acids. Gene Ontology annotation, cellular component: membrane. Lineage: Eukaryota; Metazoa; Chordata; Lepidosauria; Squamata; Sphaerodactylidae. Gene Ontology annotation, molecular function: odorant binding; G protein-coupled receptor activity; olfactory receptor activity. The record is from RefSeq and is a predicted model, not a curated record.
ACCACCAUAAUUACCAAUUUCAUUCUCUUGGGAUUGACAGAUCAUCAGGAGAUGCACCCACUGCUCUUUGCUAUAUUUUUAGUAAUUUAUAUUAUCACUUUGGCUGGGAACCUUGGAAUGUUUGUAUUGAUCUGGAUUGAUUCCCAACUUCAUACACCAAUGUACUUUUUCCUCAGCAAUCUGUCCUUUCUAGAUGUUUGCUAUUCCACCACAGUCACACCUAAUAUGCUGGUCAACAUUAUGAUGAGCAACAAAUCUAUCUCGUUUACUGCCUGCAUUGCACAAUAUUGUUUUUUUGCCAUCUUUGCCACCACAGAGUUCUUCCUCUUGGCUGCCAUGGCAUACGACCGAUACAUGGCUAUCCGAAAUCCCUUGCUCUACACCGCUGUAAUGACUAAAAGGCUUUGCACAGCAUUGGUAGCUGGAUCAUAUUUUGUGGGUUUUGUGAACUCUCUCAUUCAUACAAGUGGAUUGCUAAGGUUAUCCUUUUGUGCUUCUAACGUUAUCAACCAUUUUUUCUGUGAUCUCACCCCCCUCCUGAAACUGUCUUGCGAUAAUAUCUAUUUAAAUGAGAUGCUGAUUUUCACAUUUGGCAGCUUGUUUGAAAUGAGCACCCUUUUGAUCAUUAUAAUCUCUUAUGUAUUCAUUAUUGUAGCUGUGCUAAGGAUUCACUCUGCUGAGGGGAGAUACAAAGCUUUUUCCACUUGUGCUUCCCACCUCACAGCUGUGGCCAUAUACCAUGGGACCAUUCUCUUCAUGUACUUCAGGCCCCAUUCAAGCUAUUCACUUGACACAGACAAAAUGGCCUCCGUGUUCUACACAGUGAUAAUACCCAUGUUGAACCCUCUGAUCUACAGCCUGAGGAACAAAGAUGUUAAAUGUGCUUUUAAAAAAUUGAUUGGAAAAAAAGUGUUUUCUCAGUGA